AUGGAGAAAUCUGAAGAUUUGCAUAGUCCCUCUGGGGCAGGCCAACCACGUCACUCUACUUCCUCAUCAGCAAACACUAGUGAUGAAGAAUCUUCAAUAUCGUCACAAUCACGUCCAUCUCAUCCUCCAACAAAUCGCAACAAUCGAGCCAACUCGGACGCCUAUUCUCUUGGCGACAAUGGCUGGGAGAGUAUCAGGACGCCUGCCAAUGGCAUGUCCAUGACGAGAACUAUUUCACGAAGAGAAUCAGCUUUAUCUCGAAUCCGCUCCAGGCCAGUCCCACAAUUCACUCAUCCUCUAGCUCAUGUCAAGACAACAGAGGACCAAAUCGUCGAUUUUGACGGGCUUGAUGAUCCCUAUCGCCCGAUGAAUUGGCCCAUGAAGAAAAAGGUCAUCACUACCAUGCUCUACGGAUUCAUAACGAUGAGCGCAACUUGGGCGUCGUCGUCCUACUCAUCAGGAACACGCCAAGUUGCAGAACACUUCGGUGUUGGCUCUCAAACAGCAACACUUGGAACGACUCUUUUCCUCGUCGGGUUUGGCAUUGGACCUCUUCUCUGGGCUCCUUUGUCAGAGGUCUACGGAAGGAGGCAGGCUGUAUUGAUUCCCAUGUUUAUUGCCUUGUGUUUUAGCUUUGCCUCCGCAGUUGCAAAGGAUCUCCAAACUCUGAUGAUAACUCGUUUCUUCUGCGCUUUUUUUUGUUCCGCGCCUGUGACAAAUACUGGUGGUGUUUUGGGAGAUCUGUAUGCUCCGACUGAGCGAGGUAUCGCCAUGGCUGGAUAUGCUAUGGCUGUAGUUGGCGGUCCUGUCCUUGGUCCCAUCGUGUCAGCUGCUCUCGUUCAAGACCCUAGCUUGGGCUGGCGGUGGACUGAAUAUUUAACUGGGAUUAUACAGAUCGUCUUCUUGACGUUGGGAGUCAUCUUUGUAGACGAGUCUUAUCCACCCAAGCUCCUGAUUUACAAGGCUCGAAGACUACGACAUGAAACUGGAAACUGGGCACUCCACGCCAAGUUCGAAGAGUGGGAUGUCAGUAUAGCAGAGCUUUCUCGAAAGUUUCUUGUAAGACCCAUCCAACUUAUAUGCACGCCCAUCUGUUUUCUCGUUGCUCUGUACGCCAGUUUUUGCUACGGUAUUCUCUACAUGCAACUAGGCGCCAUUCCUAUAAUCUUCAGGGAGAUCAGAGGAUGGGGAACGCUUGUGUCUUCUCUUCCUUUCAUCUGUAUUCUUCUCGGAGCAAUAAUCGGAUGCUCAGCCAACGUUUACAACCAGCUGCUUUACAACAAAGCUUAUCAUGCAGCCGGAAACAGAGCUGUACCUGAGAAGCGCCUUCCACCUAUGAUGAUCGGAUCGGUUAUAUUCAGCGGUGGUCAGUUCAUAAUCGCCUGGACAGGCGGAAACACCAACAUCCACUGGAUUGUUCCUUGCAUUGGUCUAGUCCUUUUAGGAACAGGGUUUUUUACUAUUUUCCAAGCAGCACUCAACUAUCUUGUCGACACAUUCACUAUGUACGCCGCCUCUGCUAUUGUGGCCAACACAUUCCUGCGAUCGAUGUUCGCAGCUGCAUUUCCGUUGGUUGUAGGGCCUUUGUAUCAUAAUUUGGGCGUUGGGCCUGGGUCAAGCAUUACCGGUGGCUUUGCGGCGUUAUUGAUACCGGUUCCCUUUAUUUUUUAUACUUAUGGAAAGAGAAUCAGGGCAAGAUCAAAGUGGUCAAAAGCAUCGGUGUACGACUGA
Molecule: messenger RNA, 1731 nt
Organism: Fusarium venenatum
Lineage: Eukaryota; Fungi; Ascomycota; Sordariomycetes; Hypocreales; Nectriaceae
Product: major facilitator superfamily domain-containing protein
Biological process (GO): transmembrane transport
Cellular component (GO): plasma membrane
Molecular function (GO): transmembrane transporter activity
Source: RefSeq, a predicted model, not a curated record